CUCAUUGGUCUGUCUCAGCCAGUCGCGCGGGGCUGCUGCAUCCCCCUUCCGUUUCCAUACCUUAUCCCUUCUCUCUCUCUAUCCCCACACACAACAUUUCCAAUGAAUGAGUUGAGUGCCCUCUCUGUAUGUAGUAUCUUCACCACCUUAUUAAUUACUCAUAUAUAUAUAUAUACUCUUAACAUACAUACUCCAAAUACACACAACAAAAUCAUAAACAACACUGCAGGCACCUUUAGAUUUUUAUUUUCUUCACUGUUCACACACGAUUUCCUCCUUUCACAUUAUCCUUUACCUUUUUUUAAACAAGCCAGCCCAGCUUGCUUCUGUUCCUUCUCUUCUAACCAGUAUCACCUACACGGUGUGUGUGUCCCUUCAUCCUGGAAAUUAGAGCCACAAACAUAACACAUUCCGCUUUGACUUUGGAGGCAGGUUUUUGUGCUUUGUCUGGUUCCCAAUCACCGUGAUAUCAUGGAAUCCCCACAAUCUGUUGUGUCACCAUUCAAGAGGUCUGUCUUGGGUGAUGCAGAGAAGUAUAGGUCUGAUGUUCUGUCUAAGGACAUUGAAGUCAAUGGAAAGGAAGGUGCCGUGUGUAAUGUGGAGGAAUUCAUUGGUGUUGUUGAUGUUUACAUUCAUCAGGCCAGGGACAUUCAUAACAUCUGCAUAUACCACAAGCAAGAUGUUUAUGCUAAGAUUUGUUUGACUAGUAAUCCUGAGAAUACUGUCUCUACCAAGACCAUCAAUGGAGGAGGAAGGAACCCCGUGUUUAAUGAGAAUCUUAGUCUAAGCGUUAGGACUGUUGAUUCUGUAGUCAAAUGUGAAAUUUGGAUGCUGAGCAGGGUGAAGAAUUAUCUUGAAGAUCAGUUGCUUGGUUUUGCUUUGGUGCCUUUGUCUGAAGUACUGGUGAAGAAGGAUGGCAAACUAGAGAAAGAGUUCUCUCUUUCUUCAACUGAUCUAUUCCAUUCUCCAGCCGGUUAUGUUCAAUUGUCUCUUGCUUACACUGGUGCUUCGCCUGAUGUUAUGGCAAUUUCUUCAAUGCCUACCACCGAGAAGGACUCCGAAUCAUGCGAGUCACUGGUCAGAGAUUUGGACAAAAUCGAAUUCCCGGAUCCAAAAAUUGUAAAUGAAGACCACUUGAUGGUUUCGGAAUACUUCGGCAUUCCAUGUGAGGAGAGCCAGUGUUCUGAUAGCUUGACCACUACUGAUACUGAAAAUCUUAGUUCUGAAGCAGGUGUUCAGCUUGUGGAGAGCUUCUCAGCAUGCAGUGUUAGCAGUGUGUCAACAAAUGGGGUUUCAUCUCCUUCAGUGGCUGCAAGCUCAGACUCGUCUCCCAAUGAGGAAACCAAAGAGAAAAAUGUGGAUGUCAAAGAUGGUGAGACUGAUUCCUCGUUCCCUAAACCUCUUGUGACUGUUAACAUCGAGCCGGAGCCGAAUGUGGUGCAGCAGGAUUUUGUAGACAUGUACAUGAAAAGCAUGCAGCAAUUCACCGAGUCAUUGGCAAAAAUGAAGCUUCCUGUGGACUUUGAAAGUGGACCAACUAGUUCAGGAAACUCUAGCUCUGAACACAAGCUACAGACACCAAAGAGCACUAACUCCCGUGUGUUUUAUGGCAGCAGGGCUUUCUUCUGAACUUUUUGAUCAAGGGAAUACUUUCAGGUGACUUAGAUUUUAGAAUAAAAAAAAAAAAACAAAAAAUUGAUAUCAGUAUGAAAUGAAAUAAUGCACUGUCCAGUGGGAUUCUCAGCUUCUGUACUUGUUGAUCUGUUAUGGGUAACAGGGAAUCUUAACUUUGUACUCUCACAGGCUUGGUCCUAUCUUAACUGCUACAUGAACUUUUUUCUGUCUUAAUCUUAUUAUUUUCUGGUGUUUCUUUU
Molecule: messenger RNA, 1874 nt
Organism: Glycine soja
Lineage: Eukaryota; Viridiplantae; Streptophyta; Magnoliopsida; Fabales; Fabaceae
Exons: 2
Coding region: 472-1629 (385 amino acids)
Source: RefSeq, a predicted model, not a curated record